Brassica napus (rape) is the source of this 877-nucleotide messenger RNA. Its product is annotated as protein NUCLEAR FUSION DEFECTIVE 6, mitochondrial. The coding region runs from base 68 to 370 and encodes 100 amino acids. The record is from RefSeq and is a predicted model, not a curated record. Gene Ontology annotation, cellular component: mitochondrion. The transcript is spliced from 3 exons. NCBI's taxonomy places the organism in Eukaryota, Viridiplantae, Streptophyta, Magnoliopsida, Brassicales, Brassicaceae.
GUUUAACAGUUCCCGUUCUUUGGAAGCCACCGUCGAUUCUCCAAUCUCUUCUUCAAGUUCUCUGCCGAUGGCCGCCUCCGCCGUCGCCAGAUCGAUACUUCGAGCUGCUUCGUCUCGGGGAGCCGCCGCUGGUUCCACUGGCCGCUUCGCGUCUCAAGCGAAAUCAGUUCCGCCGAUGUUUAGAGCCAGCGCUAAAAGAAGCUCACUGCUUUCGCCUCUCCGAAAUCCUGUGGAGAUGAGCUUCUGUGUUGAGUCAAUGUUACCAUACCACACCGCCACAGCUUCUGCUCUAAUGACUUCGAUGCUUUCUAUCUCUGGACAUACCUAUGGCUGGCUCUCUGACGAUGGAUGCCACCCUCAAUUGGUCUAGUUUUUCUCAUGCUGUAGGCUGACUCAAGAAUUUACCAAGACCAAUGAAUGAAGCCAACGAGAUGUGGGCUUUCCUGCGAAUAACAGUUUUUCAUCUUAUAGACUAGAUAAACCCAACAACGUUCGAUUCUCUGCAUUGUGUUUCAAAAAAAAAAAAAAGUAAACAUGUACCCCACAAUCGUGUUAUUUAUUAGUGUCUUCUUGGUUAUUAUUCCAUUUGAGUUGAUUUCGUAGAGAAUUUAAUGAAAGAAUCAUUAAUUGUUGGUCUUAUACUCCCAGCUUGCAUUGAUGAUGUGUGAUGAGUUUGCCAGAAGAUCACUGAAGCUACCAGUUUAUGUACAAACCUCUACCUUUAUUUAGGAACUAGAGCCCUCUUGAUUUUCUCCCCUAUUUUGGCUUGGAGAGAAUGUGUUUCUUUUUACCCUUUUAAGACGUGUUGUAUUUCAUUAGACUGGUAAACUGAUGUUUCGUAUAAUUUUAUCAGCUUGCAAAGAUGACUUUUGAUGAA